AUGGUGGCAGGCUGUUAUGGUGGUCUAGGAGUAGCUACGAAUAAUGAGGCAGAAAUUUUAGCAUUAGAAAAAGGACAGAGAUUGUGUAUAAGAGGAAAGUUGUUCCCAAUUAUCAUUGAAGGGGACUCCCAGAUCAUCAUCAAUGCAAUCAUGAAGGAGGAUACACCGAAUUGGAAGCUCAGAAGUCAUGUCAAAAUUAUAAUUGAUCUACUUAAGAGUAUUCCGGAGUUCAGAUUAGAGCAUAUUUCUAGAGAGGCAAAUAAAGGUGCGGACUUCCUGGCCAACAAGGGAGUACGUGAGGAUAUUAAGACAGAGGUUUAUUUAUCAGAGCUAGGUUGGGAAGAAUUAUGCAUAAUAUUGAAUGAUGAUGCUGCUCCAGAAAUGAUUAACAUGAGGAUAGGGAUAGGAUAG
Molecule: messenger RNA, 411 nt
Organism: Cryptomeria japonica (Japanese cedar)
Lineage: Eukaryota; Viridiplantae; Streptophyta; Pinopsida; Cupressales; Cupressaceae
Exons: 1
Coding region: 1-411 (136 amino acids)
Molecular function (GO): RNA-DNA hybrid ribonuclease activity; nucleic acid binding
Source: RefSeq, a predicted model, not a curated record